Scaptodrosophila lebanonensis is the source of this 2132-nucleotide messenger RNA. It is a transcript of the gene emei, whose product is annotated as transmembrane protein 161B. The transcript is spliced from 5 exons. Bases 152 to 1651 code for a protein of 499 amino acids. The record is from RefSeq and is a predicted model, not a curated record. Lineage: Eukaryota; Metazoa; Arthropoda; Insecta; Diptera; Drosophilidae.
ACACACUGUAGCCGCUGCAGCUGAAAAAAUUUGUGUGUGCUUAAUUAUAAUUUCCGUUUAAAUUAUGAAUUAAUUAACACUCAACAUAACAUAGAUUAACCAUUGUCUUUUCAAGUCGAUAAGACGUAACGCAGCAGAAAACCUCAGAAGCAUGGCUGUGUUGGGCGCACAACUUGUCAUUACGCUGGUUAUGGUGAGCGUAAUACAAAAGCUUAAUCCCCACUACUCGUUCGCCAAGUGGAUUCUGUGCCGUACCGGACUCUAUCGCUAUCUGCAUCCAACAGACGACGAGUUACGCUCGAAAGCCGGCGUUCCCAAAGAGCGUCCGGCCAAGAGCAAACAUAAGCAAAAUGGUGUCGGCAGCAGCAGCGGCGGCGGCAGCAAUCAGUUCCACAUCCCACGCAACAUAGAGGUGGAGCUGGAAACAACGCCGGUGCUUGAGCGAGACGUGGUCCAUCUGCGCUACUUCACAGAAUAUCAGUGGCUUGUCGACUUUAGUGUCUAUGCUGGCAUAGUCUAUGUAUUCUCGGAGCUCUUCCACUACUUCUAUCCACUCAAGCAGGAAGUCAAUCUGAGCAUGGUUUGGUGUCUUCUAGUCAUAUUUUUUUCAAUUAAGCUGCUGUGUUCGCUUACCGUGCUGUACUUUCAAAGUGAGGAGUCUAUCGGUGAGCGGUCAAUGGUAAUUGUAGCUUGCCUGGUUUACUUGCUAAUUGCUAUGAUUGUGCUAAUAAUUGAUGAGCGAAUUUUGGAAACCGGUCUGGAGGAUGCAUACGCCAGUUUCAAUGCGAGCGCAUCAAAAUUUCUAACCGACCAGGGUCUGCCAUCGUCUGGACCAGCCUCUAAAAUUGUUGUGAAAUUCUUUCUGGCCCUAAGCUGCGGCCUACUCGGUUCAUUGUUCACCUUUCCCGGUCUGCGUAUGGCUAAAAUGCAUUGGGACUCGCUUAAAUACUGCUGCGGCAAUCGUGUGCUGCAAAUCCUAUUAAAUCUGAGCUUUGUGUUGCCAUUCAUUUUGGUCAUACUUUGGAUAAGGCCCAUUAGUCGCGACUAUUUGACGGUGCGUGUGUUCGAGGGCAUGCAACAACCUCUACUGAAGCCACAUGUUUUUGAGACGCUCCGUUUGCUGCUCGUGGUUUUUGUCGUGAUAAUGCGCUUUGCUCUUAUGCCCAUAUAUCUUCAAUCGUACCUGAAUCUCGCUUAUGAUAAAAUCGUCGAUCUGCGUAAGGAAGCCGGCCGGAUCACAAAUCUUGAGUUCCAGAAAAAGAUCUCUUCCAUAUUCUACUAUCUUUGCGUUGUGACCCUCCAAUUUGCCGCUCCACUAAUUCUAUGCCUGUAUCUGACACUCAUGUACAAGAGUCUCGGCGGCUUCAGCUGGGCGGGCAUCUUCAAGGACAGUGUAGUGUUGCAACAUGAAUGCGCGGCCGACGCAGCACCACAAUCGGUGGUAGAGGCGCCAGGCGCUGUUGCCGAACAAGAGUUCAACAUAUUGGAAUCGGCGCAGUCGUUGCAGGCUUCAUUUGCUAGUCUAAAAAAUGUAUUUUCGACGGAAGUCUACAAAGGUUUUCUCGGCUUUGCCACAUGGUGGAGCUAUUUUACGCUCUUUGCGACCUCCACGCUGGGCAUCGUUUAUCAGUCCUACUUUAACAAAACAUAAGACAUUCGCCGUUGAACCGCGCACACCAAAUAUGGUUGAGUUUUUUUUACACUUGUCACCACCAACAAAAACAACUUCACCGAAGUGUUGAGCAAUUAUGCUAAAUUAACGUAGUUAGAGAUUUUACUUUUCAAAUUAUAUUUAAGAAGCCCAUUGAUAUUGCUUUGUAGUGAGGCUAGAGUUCAAAAUUUGUGUGUUUUUACGUACAUAGGCCAUAAUGUAUUGUAAAUAAUACUAAUUUGUAUAUUGUUUAUAAAGUUUGUAAUAAAAAAAAUUUUAACCAGCAUAUCCAAAAAUUUAUGACUCCGAUGUGUUCAGUAUUUAGUUACUCAGAAGUAAUCAAAAAAUGUACUAUAUAGGUAUAAUUUUGUGUUUACAUUUUUUGCGUCCCAAUAAUCAGAACUUUCGUAAUUUUGUAAAUUAAAGUUGACAAUGAAUGGUUUCAGGAGACUAACUAAUAAUCCAUAAUUAAAACAGGAGU